ACGAAACAAUGCCAAUGCAUAAUCAAAAUUGAAUGAAAGUUAAGGUAUAAUUUAUAAAAAAGUAAACGAUUUUCUUUAAUAGAAUUUACAAAAAUGAGGUGGUAUGUAUAUAAAGACAAAAGUGGGAAGAUAGCAUUUCUUUGGCAAGGAGUGAUCCUUGCUUUAUCUACUCGCAAACAUCACUAAACCACGUUACUAACCCAACACACACACACACACACAAAGGCAUGGCUGCUGCUGCAUCACCAGCUACUGUGGCAAGUAGCGCUUAUUACGCACCUGCUCAAAAACGUGUUUCCAUCGAGGAUUAUCGCGUUCGCAUUUUACCUUGCAGCCAUGCAAGGCGGCGGCGGCGGUCGUUGGUCGUCAGAAGCUCCGGCGAGGAGAGCGCGACGACGGCGGUUGAUGAGGCGAAUCCACAACCGCCGGCGGAAGUCCCGAAAGGACCUCCGUCGCUGAUCUCAACUCUUAAUGUGGAGAAAGCUUUGCGAGGCAUUGCGAUUACGGAUGCCGAUCACUACGGGCGGCUCGGGCUUCGGAGCAAAUGUUCAUAUAAUGAGGUAAACGUCGCUUACAAAAGCAAGAUGGCGGAGUUGACGAGUAAAGAGUUGGAUGAAGAAGAACUUAGCAAGGAGCUAGAGCUCUUGAAGGAAUCGCAUUCGGUUCUGUCAUCGGCGGAAGAGAGAAGGCUGUAUGAUUGGAGUUUGGCGAGAAGUGGGAAGCCAGAUACAUACAUGUGGCCAUUUGAAGUUGAUAUCACUCAAGCUCCAAUAGGAGACCCACCUCCUCAGGAGCCGGAGGAUGAAUGGCCAACGACGUUGACCGGAUACUUCUUUUUAGGGUGGAUGGUAUUGUCCUUCGUGUUAUUUAUUACGUUAAAUCGCUAGGGCAAAUAGGAGUCAUUUACCAUAUUUCUUAUAAUGAUUUCCCUUUUCUUUUCAAGUUUAAGUUGUUUAUGAGUCUGAAUGCGAAGGAGAGAGAUUUAUUACUCGUUCAGCUCAUAUUAUUGAAGUCUGGAAAAUGUAUUAGGAAAGAAAUAAUCAAUAACAUUUUCUUUUC
This is a messenger RNA of Salvia miltiorrhiza (redroot sage), 1059 nucleotides long. Its product is annotated as NAD(P)H-quinone oxidoreductase subunit U, chloroplastic. The transcript is spliced from 5 exons. The coding region runs from base 228 to 887 and encodes 219 amino acids. Lineage: Eukaryota; Viridiplantae; Streptophyta; Magnoliopsida; Lamiales; Lamiaceae. The record is from RefSeq and is a predicted model, not a curated record. Gene Ontology annotation, cellular component: chloroplast; chloroplast thylakoid membrane; NAD(P)H dehydrogenase complex (plastoquinone).